Messenger RNA from Metopolophium dirhodum (rose-grain aphid), 848 nucleotides. Its product is annotated as chromobox protein homolog 5-like. Gene Ontology annotation, cellular component: nucleus; pericentric heterochromatin. The coding region runs from base 231 to 794 and encodes 187 amino acids. Gene Ontology annotation, molecular function: chromatin binding. Gene Ontology annotation, biological process: chromatin organization; negative regulation of transcription by RNA polymerase II. The transcript has 2 exons. The record is from RefSeq and is a predicted model, not a curated record. Lineage: Eukaryota; Metazoa; Arthropoda; Insecta; Hemiptera; Aphididae.
CAUUGUUGGGUCUGUCGUUUCACUUAUUGCUCCUCGCUCGUCGUCUGUUGUCUGUCCGCUCAUCACCACUCCUCAACAGUACCAAACAGCUAACCACAUUAAAACGCAGCCGAAGCAGUCGCCGUCGUUCCUGUGGCUACACACCUCUGUCCUUACGGAUCCCGCCGAGUGGUAGAGUGGUAUUUUCCCGACGCUGAGCAUUCGUUUCCGGUCGAUUCCAUUCCUUCGACAUGUUUUCAAGAACUAGAGAAGCCGUUGCAAACAUAGAACCUAGUGGUACUGCUGCAGAAGAGGAUCAAGAAGAGGAAUAUUCUGUGGAAAAAGUUUUAGAUAAACGUACAAGAAACAAUCAAAUAGAAUAUUUACUUAAAUGGGAUGGCUACAAUCAUAAUCAUAAUACUUGGGAACCCCUGGAAAAUCUUGAUUGCAAAGACUUAAUAAACGAGUACGAAGAAACUGAAAGAAAAAGAAAGGAAAAAGUUGGGCGUGGUGGCAGUAGCUAUAAACGUACACUUUCAACUUCAACGGUUAAAACUAUUGGGUUAUUAGAAGGUCAUCGUAAGAUCAGGAAUAAAAAGAACAAUGUAAUUGACAAUUAUGACACGGACAAUGACGAAUUACCAAUUAUGAAAAUUCCAGAAAGAAUUAUGGGUGCAACUGAUGCUAGUGGCCAAUUGAUAUUUUUAAUGAAGUGGAGAGGAGUAAAAGAACUCGAUUUAAUCCCAGCUAAAGAGGCUAAUUUAAAGUGGCCUCAAAUUGUUAUUCAGUUCUAUGAAGAAAGACUUGAAAUAUGAAUCUUGAAAUAUAAAAUGGUGUUUGACUAUUAUAAUAUGAAUAAAGAUUACAUG